This is a messenger RNA of Anopheles bellator, 4767 nucleotides long. Its product is annotated as tonsoku-like protein. Lineage: Eukaryota; Metazoa; Arthropoda; Insecta; Diptera; Culicidae. The record is from RefSeq and is a predicted model, not a curated record. Bases 1 to 4767 code for a protein of 1588 amino acids. The transcript has 3 exons. Gene Ontology annotation, molecular function: protein binding.
AUGGCACACCAAGAGCAAAAAUUGCUAAAGAAGAAAUCCAAGUAUGCACAUGAAGAUAACUAUGCUGGACUGGCGGAAACCUGCCAAAGGUUGGGAGAACUCUAUCAGGAACGCGAAGAACACCAGCGCGCGCUGAACGAGUUCAAACUGGCGGCCAAAGCGUAUGAUAAACUGGAUCGUCGUAUGGACCGCGGGUUGGCGUAUCGUAUGGUCGGCGAGAUGUACCUCAUGAUGGGCCAGUUCAAGGAGGCUCUGCAGAACGUACAGGCGUACAUGCGGGAAGCCCAGCGUGAGGGAAACCGAAAGGAACUACAGCGUGCCCUUGUCACCAUUGGACGAGUCCACCUACACCGAGCGGAAUGUCAACCCAAGUCCAGCGCCGGGUCGGAUCUCAAGGAUGCGGAGCGAGCGUUUCGUAAGAGCCUUACACUGUGCAAAGAUCUUACUGGAAGUAUCAGCAAGCACAAUCUGAUGGAAAUGGAGGCCGGAAUAUACCUAAACCUAGGAAUUACGCUCGAUCGCCAAAACAAAGUGGACGAUGCGCAAGAACACAUGGAACGGGCCAUAAAAUUGGCUCGCGAGGCCGAUCUGUUCGAGUUGCUGCACACGUGCUACAACACUAUGGCACUGUCUGCUUCGCGUUGGGAACACGAGGACAGAGUACUGUACCACGGUAAAACGCUACGGUUGCUCAAUCACGCCCUCGAGGUGGCAUCGAGGCUGCACAAUCGCGCCUCGAAAAUGUGCCAAACGCUCCUGCUGAAGUCGAACUUUUUUCUCCGGAUGGGUGACUUUCAGAGCGCUCGGCAAACGCUAAAAAAGGCUUACCGUCUCAAGACGCCUGUCGCUGCUGAUGCUCUACAGGUUGAAAAACUUUUAAAGCUGUUGGUUGCGUUGUGUCGGACAGAGGAUGAGCUCGUCAUGACUGAGUCGGCCAAUUACGGACGUCGAAAAGCGCUCUACGAGCGAAUGGGUGACGGUUCGUGCCAGUUGCGAUUGUACACGAAAGCCAUCGACUACUACCGUCGGAUGCUGGAGUGCGCCGAAGAGGCAGGCGACGUUGGCGUGCAGCUGAUACCCUGCUACGUGAGCCUUUACCAAACCUUCAUCGACAACCGCCAAUAUGAGGAAGCUCUCGAGUUCCUUUGGAAGGAGUACGACGUAAUUGCAGACGAGCCAAAGGAAGCAUAUCAAACACUGAUGCAAAUUGCAAAGAUUUACGAGCGUCAGAAGACGCGACCUUUCUUCGACGCGGACGGUAUUUAUCGUCGAGCACGCUCUGAAGCACAAAAGCUUGGUUCACGGGAACUAGAGCGGACUGCAUUGCAGCGCGCGAUUAAGUUGCUUCGCAACAACAGUGCAGACAUUUUGGCGGAACAGCUGGAACAGGAGGCAAUCGUAGCGGGCAUUGAACUGACAUCCGUCGCAUUGCCUGAUAGUGAAGAAUUUCCGGACACCGAAGAUUUACCGCCAAUUGCCGCUGAGAUGGGGGACGACGGAAAUGAAGAGGAAGAUGCACAUGAUACUCCCAACAUUGGAGAUGAUAUCCAACUAGAUGUCGAUCUGUCCGACGAUUCUGACAGUGAACAACGAUGGAACAACAAUGCAACAGCUAGCGUUGGUUCAAAGAGCACAUCCGAACGCCCGGGGGCCACUCCCGGAUCGCGAACACGCAAACGCGGCACAGCUUUUGCAGUACGGCGCAACAACAAGGGUGAAACGCAGCUGCACUCAGCAGCCAUUUCUGGCAAUCGGCUACUGGCGGAGCGACUGAUUGCCCAGGGGCAUCCGGUAAACGUGCGUGAUCACGCUGGUUGGCUUCCGCUGCAUGAAGCUUGUAUUCACGGACACGCGGAGAUCGUAGCUCUACUACUCGACCACGGGUCUCAUUUGAAUGACAAAGGCGGAACCAGUUGCGAUGGCAUUACGCCAUUAUACGAUGCGUGCUCAAACGGACGAUUGGACGUUAUUGAACUGCUGAUUGAGCGAGGAGCCAACGCAACGCAACGUACCGAUUUCGGCGACACGGCGCUGCAAGUACUCAACAAAUGGUAUACUGAGCAAAGCCCGGGUAGUAUAUCAUCCGAAGAAUGUGCGCAGUAUAAACGCAUUCAUGAUGUAUUAGUUGCGAAAUUCGAUGCAGCUGCCAUUCAAACGUCGCCUCUGGCGGAAGCAAAACUCCCCAAAACACAUACACAAAGAGCCAAAGAAAAAGUUCCCUCAACGCCGGUGCGUGAAACACCGCCUUCGGCUUUGAGCUCCUCUGCCGUUUCACUGACCUCACUCCCACGAUCGCGGUUACCACAAACUGUAAGUUCACCAAGGAAUGAAAGUGCCCCUGCCAUAAAGCAUCGUAACGUCCUGCGAAAUGAUGACGUUGAUUGGAUAACCUCAGCUCUCACGGAAUGGAGUGACGACGACUCCGACGGGCGUGAAUCUGGUUCAAGUUCUCCGGCCGGCUUAAAAGAGUACUGUCACGCAAUGAACACGUUGCGAAAUGCGAAUGCACGUGAACCCGCCACUGAGCCUAUUGAAAAGGUGCGGCUAUCGAAUUCACCAAUUAAAAAACGUCCAGCUCACAUGGCAAUGGACGAGGUAGAUGCUGAUGAUUGGCUUAUCGACGAUAUGCAACAAUCGGCAAAACGAAGUCGCGUCAGUCACAAACAGCUGGACAUCUCGAUAAUCGAAGGACAGCAACUGAGACGAUCCUCUUCCUUCGGCAGUCCUCCUCCGGAGCGAGUUCCGAGCGUUGAUGAUGACUCUAUAACGGUACAAAAUCACGUCGAAGCAUUGUAUGAUUCCGAUACUUCAGAGGAGUAUAACUAUGAAGAGUUGACAAGGCAAACUUCACUAACUCCUAGUCCGGACGCAAUCGACUGUAACGCAUUCGACGUGCUGAUUGCUAACUCAUCGAAAAGCUUUCGCCGAAAACGCCGACGACGAAAUUCAUCUGAACACAAUUCCAGGCGAGUUUCUGGAGAUCAGCUAUCUCUGCUUGAAACAGGCUUCCAGCGCACGCUGCUCACGUGUGUGGAGGAGAAAGAAAACGUAGAGCCGUCCUCGCUUUCGCCCCAAGAUCGUCCAUUGAGUCCGAUGCCGUGCCCCGAGAUCGCAGUCGAAAACGACGUCGAGAUGCCUGUAGUGGAACCCGAGCCGCCGUGGCCAUCAUUAGAAUUCACACUGGACAACGGAGUGUCCAUAACUUUAUCCCUAACAGAUGUGCCAGAAGAGAAGCUCACGAUCGGUUGGUUGCACAAGAAGCUAGUUGGUUCCUACAUGAUGUUACAAGGAAAACAGCCUAUCAUAAAGAUAAUCUCUGUGGCCGACAACCCCGUAGAAGAUUCCUUCGCCGAUAGCGAUCCGCUGAGUGCAUUGAUUCCGCGCAGUUCCGCAGAGAGUCUGGCGCUCAAUGCUCAGAUAAUCGGAUGGAAACAAAUAAAUCUGGAAAUGUUUUACAUCGAUUAUUGUCACGUGCAUAGUUUGGGUGAGCAAAGCCAUUCGAAAAUAUGGAUGCUUAGUGCUGAUCAUGCGACUACUUACAAUUAUCUAGCAAUCGAUGAAGACUUCCUCGAGCAGCUGAAGGUGAUGGAUGGUGCGACGGAAAUUACUCUGCAACGAUUCGCCGUUCAGAAGAAACCACACUCAGCGACCAUCCUAUUUGCAUCGAUUUUCUUCCAACAAGACCGCUUGAAGGAGUUGGAUUUGACGAUGAACGGAAUCACAGACGACCAAAUGGAAGACUUUGUACGCUACCUACCAUCCUGUAAGCAGCUGCGCGUUCUCCGACUAGUCAACAACUGUCUGACCGGCCGCUCAGUCGAACUGCUUUGCCUACGAAAUCACCAAGAUGAUCUUGCGCCUCGGACCACUACGACGGACACGCAUGUGACGCCUCGAGCAGUAGCGCUAGGGGACGGUUUACUGACGGAACUGGACCUCAGUAGCAAUUCACUACGAAGCGAGGGUCUAGUACCACUCGGCGUUCUGUGUAGUAUGUUGCCCAAUUUGAAAAUUCUGCGCCUUCGUUCGAAUCUAAUUUACGACUUCGUUCCCUCCGAGCACCCCCUAAUCGACGUUCGUCGCUUCACAACGUUCGACAUUUCAAGAAACGCGCUCAACGAUCGCUCGGUAGAAUGUUUGCUGCAGCUAUUGGUGGACGGCCACUUACAGGAAGCUCACGUGAACCAUCUGCCAAUGAUAUGUCCGGACUUCAAGCCAAAGCUUUGGCAAACGAUCUGCACACAUCAGCUCGAUAGCUUGCGACUGCUGAACUUAUCCAGUUGUUUAUUGUCGGACGAUGAACUAGAGUCAACGAUACUGCCAACAAUCGAGAAGGGCUGCAAGCGACUGGCGCAUCUGGACCUGUCGAUGAACGUUUGGCUAACGCAACAGUCCUUCCUAGCUCUGUUGCGUCACUGUUCGAGGACAUCGAAUAUGUUGGAGGUGGUACGAUUCGAGUUCAACGUAAAUUUACUGUCCGAGUUGGAAACCGCAGUCAGCUCAGUCGAUCAACUUUUGCAACGCAUCGACUUCAGCCCGGCUGCACACUACCCAAACGAACUCGUUGUCAUGCUGCCGAUCCGGGGGUAUACAGAUGAGCGACGCGAGCUACUCCUUGCAUUUUUGGGCGAUUUCUGGCAGCGGCUUUGGCCAACGAGACAGUUGCGCAUAAACAGCUUCGAAACAGACGAGUAUUUGUUUGCUCUCACUACUACUGAGCGUAGUGUACCGAAAACUUCAGUGCAGCCAAAUUUUAUGAAAAUCUGA